UAUGACACGCGUGAUGGGAGAUGAGACUGGCGUGACAUUAUAAAUCAAGUUUAUGCAAAUUUGAGUUUCAGCACCACACGCUUCGAAUAUUGAUCAGUUACUUCUGCCGGAACGAAUUUACGGUUAGAAAAGUUUUGAAGGACAAUGACUGAUUCCGAACGGGACAGAGGGUAUAGUUAUCUCGAAGAGACAGAAGCCAAGCCGUUACCCAUUGGCAAUGGGUCUCCCAGAAUAUCUCACCGCGUCGAUCACGGCAAGCCGCUUCAAGUAAACCAGGCUUCGCUGUUCAAGCAAAUCUUGAAAUGGAGAAAAUAUUUAAUCCUGAUUUUGACUCCAAUACUUCUGAUGCCCCUACCCAUUGCUGUAAAAGGAACGGAAUCCCGUUGUGCGUAUUGUAUUCUGAUCAUGGCGGUGUAUUGGGUGACCGAGGUUGUGGAGUUAGCUGUCACAGCUCUUCUGCCAUUGGUUCUCUUCCCCUUGUUUGGGGUCCUGGGCUCUAAACAAGUCUCUACUCCUUACUUCAAGGAUACUAACGUGCUUUUCCUUGGUGGCCUGAUUGUGGCAGUCGCUGUAGAGCAGUGGAACUUACACAAACGAAUUGCUCUUCGAGUUCUCCUGUUGGUUGGAGCUCAACCUCGCAGUUUGAUGCUUGGAUUUAUGCUGACGACAGCAUUUCUCUCCAUGUGGAUCAGCAACACAGCUACAACAGCCAUGAUGGUGCCGAUUGUUGAGGCGGUGUUGGGUGAAAUAAAGAAUGAGAGCAUUAAGAAUCAACUUGAGAAAAACAACCAGGAUAAUACUCAGGCGGACGAGAUUGACGAAGUUGUUCCUCAACAUGCAACAUUUCAGCUUGGUUACAUGAAAGAGCACAACGAAAACGACGAGAGGAAGACGGUCAGUAUCCAGGAACCCGAGAUCACCAGGGAGAAAAAUGAAAACGAUGGCGGAUUCCAGUACAAGAAAGAUGAGAGAACGUCUGCCGUAAACUUACUGAGAGAGGAAAACGAGAUUGAGGCAGCAGAAACUAUGUACUACAACAGAUUGUGCAAGGCUAUGAUGUUAGCUGUUGCGUACGCUGCAAAUAUUGGCGGCACAGCUACACUGACGGGAACUGCUCCGAAUCUGGUCUUCAGUGGACAGGUUAACAGUCUCUAUCCCAACAGCCCAGGUUUUAGCUUUGCCUCGUGGUUUGGUUUCGCUUUUCCUCAAAUGGUGGUGCUUCUUCUUGUUGCAUGGGUCUGGAUUCAGCUAAUCUUCCUCAAAUUUAGUUUCCGCGAGUGUUGUCACAAGUGCUUCUGUUGUUGUUUCCGUAAGUCGCCGAGGUCACAGCAGAAGGACAACCAAUCAACACGAGCCAUGAAGCAGGUUUUAGUGGAUCAGUACAGAGCUCUGGGACCCAUGUCGUUUGCCGAGAAAGCUGUCCUUGGUCAUUUCAUCUUGUUGGCCUUGCUGUGGCUCUUCCGUGAUCCUAAAUUCAUCAAAGGAUGGGCCAUUAUAUUUGAGAAGGAUUUCGUUCGAGAUGCCACUGUGGCCAUGUUUAUUGCAUUCUCCUUGUUCGUGUUUCCUUCAAAAAGGCCAAGGAUCUAUGCACCUGAUGGAUCAGUGAACAAGCCGCCACCAGGCCUUCUGCAAUUCAAGGAAAUGUCAAGAAAGUUUCCAUGGAAUGUUGUCAUCUUACUUGGCAGCGGGUUUGCUUUGGCAGAUGCUUGCAAGGUGUCCGGUCUGUCCAAGUGGGUUGGUUCACAGCUGGCCAAUCUUGACGCUAUUCCAAGUUAUGCAAUUGUUAUCAUUGUGUGUGUCAUGAUCACCACUUUCACAGAGGUCACCUCAAACACCGCAACCGCCACCAUCUUUCUUCCGAUUUUGGCCUCGCUUGGAGAGGAGAUUCGUGUUCAUCCGUAUUAUCUUAUGCUUCCUGCUGCCAUUUCCUGCUCGUUUGCUUUCAUGUUACCGGUCGCUACACCUCCAAAUGCCAUUGUGUUCGCUGGUGGACAUCUGAAAGUGAAAGACAUGGCAAAAGCUGGUGUGGGAAUGAACAUUCUGGCCGUCACAGUGUUGAUGAUUUGUGUGCACGCCUAUGGUGUUCCUAUGUUUGACCUUCAUAAUUUCCCGUCGUGGGCUGCAAGUGGAGGCCCAACACCAACCCCUACUCCUUCUGGCAAUGUCACGCUACUUUGCGGCAAUAUCACGUCAUCAUAGGCUGCGCGCGCGUUCCUAUUUUAGAGACCUGUAGGUCCUAUUGUGAAUACCAAAUUUGAUCGCAAGUUUCAAGCAAAACACCAAGAAAACAUAUGAAUUCGAGAAGGCUUGCUUUUGAACUUUACGAACAAUAUAACUGACGAGAUUAGUUUGUUUGAGGAUAGUUAUGCCGUUUUGAGGUUGUAAUAACCUGUGAGCUUCACCUACCUGUCAAGGCCUAAAUUUGUCUUAACACAACGAUAUUCCUAAAACCUCGUGGCAGUAAAGAAAGACUGUGAUCACGUUUUCCUGCUAAAAUGAUUCUCCUUCACAGGCGCGCACUAAUUUUGUUUGACAGCUCUCGUAAUAAUAAUAAUAAUAAUAAUAAUAAUAAUAAUAAAUAAUAAUAAUAAUUCAUCUUGAAAUGUAUACAAACGACUUUACUUCAUGAGUAUGCAAUGGUGCAAAAUGCUGAAUAUUCUAGUUCUGAUGUAAAACCUCCAAGAGAGAAUGAAAGGUGAGGGAGUUCACACCACACCCCUACCCCCCACAGUAUAGACCUUCUUAGGGUACAUCUAGUGAAUAUUGCUGACACGCGUGUCUCAUGGAUGUUUAGUAGGGGAUGAAAAUGCGUAUAAAACCGUUUGGGUUGUCCACGUGACCAAAGUCCGCGUCACAGGAUUGGCUAUGUCUAGGCCCCUCUGGGAUUUCCGAAACCGGAAGUGAUCUAAAAAUAACUUAACGGGGAUUACCUUGAGAAUAAGGCCUAACCUGAUACCCUUCAUACUCUCUUGACAGCCUCACUUUAGAAAAACUUUGUACGAAAUGUGUAUGCUUUAUUUGUAAUAAAUUUGAGAAGGCGUUCACUUGA
Messenger RNA from Orbicella faveolata, 3049 nucleotides. RefSeq names its product Na(+)/citrate cotransporter-like. Gene Ontology annotation, molecular function: transmembrane transporter activity. Gene Ontology annotation, biological process: transmembrane transport. Lineage: Eukaryota; Metazoa; Cnidaria; Anthozoa; Scleractinia; Merulinidae. The record is from RefSeq and is a predicted model, not a curated record. Gene Ontology annotation, cellular component: plasma membrane.